AUGACAGAUCCCUUUAGAAAUUGCUUUGUGACCAAAACCAAAGAAGAGGAAGAAAAUGAGAGUAUCUUAUGGCAGAGGUACCAAAACCUGGUUUCAAGCUUUCCAAAAGAGCAAGGUUGGGGAUUUGAGAAUUAUAUCUGCAAUUACCAAAGCUUCUGGUAUGCAGAUAAACAUUGCCAAGCAGUACUUGCAGUUCAAGACCACUUCAAGGCUCGUUCUAGUGACAUAAUCCUUGCAACCAACCCCAAAGCAGGUGCUACAUGGAUCAAAGCUCUUCUCUUCGCCACUGUUACACGCAGUAAGUACCCAAUUUACAACCAUCCCUUACUCUCCCAGAACUCUCAUUUUCUGGUUCCAUUUCUCGAGAUAGGGCUUUACAACAAUCGAAUCCCUGACCUUGAAACCCUUCCUUCUCCCAGGCUCUUCGGAACUCACAUAUCUUAUACUUCGCUGCCACAGAGCAUGAUUGAUUCCGGCUGCCGGAUUGUUUAUCUUUGCCGGAAUCCGAAAGAUGUGUUUGUGUCCAUGUGGCAUUUUAAAAACAAGAUGAGAGAAAGGCUCUCAAAAAUACCUUUGAGUAUCAUGGAAGCAUUUGAGAGGUUCUGCAAUGGGGUUACCCAUUUUGGGCCUUUCUGGGAUCAUGUGUUGGGAUACUGGACAGCUAGUUUGGAAAGACCUCAAAAUGUGUUGUUCAUCAAGUAUGAAGAAUUAAAAGCAGACCCAGUUGUUCAGUUGAAAAGGGUAGCUCAGUUUGUGGGUUACCCUUUCACCUCUGAAGAAGAAAAGGAAGGGUUGGUUGAUGAGAUCUUGAGGCUGUGUAGCUUUGAGAAUUUGAGUAGUCUUGAAGUGAACAAGACUGGAGAAGCCCCAAUGGGUAAAUUUAAAAAUGAGGCUUUCUUUAGGAAAGGUAAGGUUGGGGACUGGGAUAACUAUUUCACAUCUGAGAUGAUUGAGCGAUUGGACAAGAUCACAGAACAGAAGUUUCAUGGCUAUGACCUCAAGCUCUGAUAAGUAUUAAUUAUAUAUAAAGAGAU
Messenger RNA from Telopea speciosissima, 1034 nucleotides. Its product is annotated as cytosolic sulfotransferase 5-like. Gene Ontology annotation, molecular function: sulfotransferase activity. Gene Ontology annotation, biological process: sulfation. The record is from RefSeq and is a predicted model, not a curated record. NCBI's taxonomy places the organism in Eukaryota, Viridiplantae, Streptophyta, Magnoliopsida, Proteales, Proteaceae. The coding region runs from base 1 to 1008 and encodes 335 amino acids. The transcript has a single exon. Gene Ontology annotation, cellular component: cytoplasm.